AUUUAGGAGAGAUGGCAUUGGUAGUUUCUGUGUGGGUGUGUGUGAGAGAGAAGGAGCAUCUAACGUCCUCUUCUCAUGCUCUUGCUUAUAUAGCUUCUUUCUCAUAUACUGAUUUCCUCUCUGAUCCAAGGCCAAGCCUCAUAAGAAACAUCUCAGAGAAAACAUCUAAUAACUGAUCUUCUUUCUCGUCUUUUCAAUCUUUAGUGGUGAUUGAUAUUCGAUGAAUACCAGGGAAGAUAGAAGUCAAGAAAACCCAGGUCAUCAAAAAGGGUGGCUGAAUCUUAGCCUAGGACAAAAUCUAGGAGAAAAUUCACAAUCAAGACCCAUGAAGGUAUAUACAUGCAACUUCUGCAAGAGGAAGUUCUACAGUUCACAAGCAUUAGGAGGCCAUCAAAAUGCCCACAAGAGGGAGAGGGAUGCAGCUAGAAGAUAUCAAUCACCAAAGUUCACGGUUAACCGAUCACUUGGCGUUCAUGCCCACUCACUUGUUCACGCACCAAGCAGAGAUGGAGAAACAACAGUAGCAAGGUUUACUGACGAUGGUGCCAGGUGUGGAGUCACUUGGUUGAAGCCCUAUGAUGGGGAGGAGACAGCAGAAUCGAAAUGGCCUGGAGGUUUUUAUUUGGAUGCGCAACCAGCUUCUCAGCCGUCAGAUCCGCAUAUGCUUGACUUGAAUCUAAAGCUGUAAUUUGGUAGCAUUUACUUGCUCCUAAAUGUUGAAUUCUCGCAUCAUGCUACUGUUACAGCAUCUUAUGAGAAUGAUCAGUUUCUCAAUGGACUCUGAUUUCAUCAACUUCACGAGGUAGCCACAAAUCUUAAGAGACCUUCCUAUGCAACUCAAUAAUGCCUCCAGUCUGUCCUCUCUCUCUCUCUCUCUCUAGUUCCUAGCUUCCUUGAAAUAACACUCUUAGCAAUGGAAGUGCCAAGUCUCUAAAAGGGUUUUCAGUUCACCAAUGUCUUCUUAGCUACUACUUCGGUUUCCAAAGUGAAGGGGACGAAUGGACCACGUCACCUGAUAGUCUACUUGUGAGAAUAUUGAUGUUGAAGGAGCCUAGAUUUGUAAUUUAUAUGCAGCAGCUAUGUUGGUAACCCAACUUUUGUAAAGACAAGUACUAUUUUUCAAGGACUAUUUUAUUUAACUGAACACAAGAUGAUAGUAU
Molecule: messenger RNA, 1160 nt
Organism: Cynara cardunculus var. scolymus (artichoke)
Lineage: Eukaryota; Viridiplantae; Streptophyta; Magnoliopsida; Asterales; Asteraceae
Product: zinc finger protein 7-like
Exons: 1
Coding region: 221-688 (155 amino acids)
Source: RefSeq, a predicted model, not a curated record